Molecule: messenger RNA, 381 nt
Organism: Rhinocladiella mackenziei CBS 650.93
Lineage: Eukaryota; Fungi; Ascomycota; Eurotiomycetes; Chaetothyriales; Herpotrichiellaceae
Exons: 2
Coding region: 1-381 (126 amino acids)
Source: RefSeq, a predicted model, not a curated record
AUGGCUCCCAGUGUCACCUCCAAGCGCACGUCAAAGCGUUACUCGACAUACUCGGCCUCUCCCAGCUUCGCGACCACCAACUCCCACUGCUCCACCACCCUGGCUUCGGCAACCGUCGGCCCAGAGACCGGCAUGGCCGAGAUCCGUCAACUGACGCAAGGUCUGGACCGACUGGAGAACAAACAUUUGGAACAACAGCGCUUUGUGCCCAGUCAAAAGAAAACAGACGACCUGAGUAAAUUGAGCUUGGGCGCCAAAGUCGACCGGGCUCUCGGACGUCGAAUGUCCAACCAGGAUGCCGUUCUCCGAGUCAAGAGACCCUCGGCCAAGACAUCCCACUCGUUUUCUCUCAUCGACGAGAAGGCCGCCAUCAAGGCAUGA